UCUCCUUGCUGAGGAUGGACCGCAGUUCGCCGCUCUCCGACGCGUGAAGACUCAAACUUCGGAGGCUGAGGCAACUUCGUCUUCCUCAUUUUGAGACUCUCAGGCCGUGGACCGUAGUUCUGGUUUUUUUCUUUUAUUUUAUAAUAUAAACUUUCGCGAGACGUCAACGAAUAAUAAAGAAAAUAAAUUCAAAGAAAAUUUACUCGUCAAAAGGUAAACUAAUAGAGGCAUAUUCUGUUUAAUGGCUGCUGGGGAUGGUUCCCAGCUGCCGGCGACGAUAGCGGCGAGCCGGAGUGUGGAAAAGGCGCUUGAGGAGGCCGCCUCCAGCGGGGCGCUCAGCCUGUCCAACCGAAAGCUGAAGGAAUUCCCCUGCAGCGCCAAGAACUACGACCUGUCCGAUAUCACACAUGCAGAUCUGUCGAAGAAUCGUCUGUGUGAGCUGCCUGAGGAGCUGUGCCAGUUUAUCUCCUUGGAGACACUCAGCCUCUACCAUAACUGCAUUCGUUCCAUUCCUCCUACCAUCUGCCACCUGCAGGCCCUCACCUACCUCAAUAUCAGCCGUAACCAGUUGUCCUGCCUGCCCAUUGCUGUGUGCCAGCUGCCCCUGCUACGAGUGCUCAUUGUGAGCAACAACAAACUGUCAGCCUUGCCAUCUGCAAUAAACAAGCUCGCUCACCUCCGCCAACUGGAUGUGAGCUGUAAUGAACUUCAAGGCUUACCAGUGGAAGUGGGGCAGCUGGAGGCUCUACGGGACCUCAACCUCCGGAGGAACCAGCUCACAACACUUCCUGAGGAACUAUCAGAACUGCCACUGGUUCGACUGGAUGUGUCCUGCAACCGUGUGUCUAGGGUUCCUGUGUGCUACAGGCACCUGCGGCACCUUCAGACCAUCACUCUUGACAACAAUCCCUUGCUGUCUCCACCAGCACAGAUCUGUUCAAAGGGCAAAUUUCACAUCUUCAAGUUCCUGAAUAUUGAGGCCUGCAAGACAACACAGGAGGCACUGGAAAGGGCCUUGAGACCCACAGGCUUUAACAGCUGUCUUUCAGACCAGGAACUCUUUUCAGGACGACAGUAUGGAGGUUUAGACUCUGGAUUCAACAGUGUGGACAGCGGCAGCAAACGGUGGUCAGGGAAUGAGUCUGCAGAUGACUUUUCUGAGCUGUCCCUGAAGAUGGCAGAGAUUUCAAAGGAUCAGAGAAACCUGCAGGAGGAGGGAGAAAAAGACUCGAUGUCAGAAAGAGUGAAUGGUGUGGUGGGGUCGGUGGAUUUUACUGACCGCAGCAGAACAGAGGAGGAGACCAAGCCUCCCAGCUUCUUCUCAGCUGUCUCUUCACAGGAGAAGAUUGAAGCAUUUGCUUCCAUUUCGGAUUCAUCUGCGAACAUCCGCUCGGGUGUGAGUGGAGCUGUAGUGGAGAUGGGUGUGUCCCCUACCCCCUCCACCCAAUCCCCAGAAGAGCGUCGGCGUCCUGGCACCCUUCAGAUCUGGCAGGAAAGGGAGCGAGCGCAGCAGCAAAGGGAGAAAGCCAGGGAAAACAGUUUACUGAAGCCAGUAGUAAAAACAGGAAGCCUUGCGGCAUCGGGGCCAGCACAGACAGGAAGUACAGGUGGUGGAUCCCCAGAGAGUGGGUCUUCCUUCAGUGGCAUCAGGCAGAGAUGUGCUAGUGCGCAGAAUGCAGAUCAAAUGUCUUCCUUCCAGUCCCAAGCACUUCAGCGCUCUGCCAGCCGCCCAGAAGCACCUGUGUCCCCAAAGGCCUCCUCCCCUACAGGAACAACCCAGAAGCCCAGCAGCUUUUUGUUCCGUGCCACUUCCCGCUGCAAUGUGAAGACCUCAGGCUCGGUCCAGUGUCUGACAGACUCUGGUCACAGUGACUCUAGGCCUUCGCUGCGCUCACCCCGAGAGGAGCGCCAGGAUGUUAUUCAGCUUCGCAAGACUCUGGAGUCCCGUCUGAAGAUAACAUUGCCAGAGGACCUGGGAGAGGCUCUCUCCAAUGGCACAAUCCUCUGCCAGCUAGCCAAUCACAUCCGCCCACGUGCAGUGUCAAUCAUCCACAUCCCCUCCCCUGCAGUGCCGAAGCUGAGUGCUGCCAAGUGCCGCCUUAAUGUGGAGAACUUCCUUGCCGCUUGCCGCAAGCUGGGGGUCCCAGAGGCGGAGGUAUGUGUAUCCUCUGACGUGUUGCACUGUAACCUGCCUGCUGUGCUGCACACCGUGGAGACCCUAGUGAUUGUGGGCCAGGAUGGGCAUCGGGACACCCCUCCUGAGCCCUCACUGAUCUCGCCUGGCUUCCUGCUCUUCUACUGCCUGGCCAUGAGCCUGCUGUACUUGCUGUACUGCCAGCUAGCUGCAUAGCACUUGCACACACAUGUUACAGAUUCACACAAUAUACACAUAAUUAGUUUAGAAUGUUCUUGGAUAAACAUGCGGAUAAAAAAUGUGUGCUGCGGGUGAUCAUGAACGUAUAAGGUAGAUAUGUGCCAUGUGACUCUCAUACAGUUUGUGAGUCAACUCUUCAUUGAAUCAUUUGAGGGUGGGUGGACUUCAUACAGCCUCUGUUGCCUAAUGCUGCAAGGCACUACAGUUGGCAAGAACAGUGCAGAGAGAUGGACACUUUGCCUUUCAUAGGCCCAAAAUGCUGUGCAUGUACAGUUGUCGCUAGCCCGUUUAUUGAUACCAUACCGCUAGUUACAAAUAGUGAAGUAGAAUUUGUAUUUCAAAGGCUGCUGUGUCCCUGCUAACACUCCCAAUUUAUGCUUCUCAGAAAUGGUUGAAAGAAAUAUUUUAUAGCUCUGCACCAAAUCUCUGUAGUGCAGCAUCAGGCUUCUAGGUGUAUCACACAAAAUUGUAAAUAUCACUCAAGUGUUUUUUUUUAAUUAGCAGUGCCUGUAGUUUUGUACAGCGGGUCAAAAGUGCAUAAAAGUAUUUUUACAAUAUAAUGUACUGAUAGUUAAACGUUAGGUUCGACACUAAAUUAUGAAAAACAGAUAAGCUGGUGUGCUUAUGCUGCCCCAGUUUGCUUGCUCUGGUUUCUAUCACUGGCUGUCGCGAGUGUUCUCUCGUUCUAAUGCGAACUGCUAACAGCAGGGGGCAAUGUCCAAAUUCAGUUCCCUCAACACUGUGUAUUGUUUUUAGAAGGUACAGAAUUAUUUCCAAACUUGUAAGAACUUUUUUGCAUCAUGUGCACAGUUAAGUUAUUUUAUUUAUUUAAUGCUAUUAAACUGUUACAGUGAACAGGGAAAAAACAUUUUAUUUUUCAUCUUUGUUGUUAUUGCUUCUGUUCCCUACUAAAUCCAGGGUAAAUCAGUUAACAUUCUCAUUUUGCUAUGGAGAGAAAAGCAGUCCUGCUGGUUUAAAUCUGUUGUUUUGUCUGGUUUACACUGUUGGAGAUGGCCCUGUGAGUGAUCUGGAGAUUUCUGGAAGCCUUCCCACCUUGGUGAAUGUUGUUGGGCAGUGCUGUGUUUUCAGGUUCUGAAGGACAUUAAAAAAAAAAAAAAAA
Messenger RNA from Scleropages formosus (Asian bonytongue), 3494 nucleotides. RefSeq names its product leucine-rich repeats and calponin homology (CH) domain containing 4 (gene lrch4). The coding region runs from base 242 to 2350 and encodes 702 amino acids. Gene Ontology annotation, molecular function: protein binding. The record is from RefSeq and is a predicted model, not a curated record. Gene Ontology annotation, cellular component: cytoplasm. NCBI's taxonomy places the organism in Eukaryota, Metazoa, Chordata, Actinopteri, Osteoglossiformes, Osteoglossidae. The transcript is spliced from 19 exons.